Messenger RNA from Aspergillus ibericus CBS 121593, 1529 nucleotides. Its product is annotated as Gfo/Idh/MocA family protein. The record is from RefSeq and is a predicted model, not a curated record. The coding region runs from base 121 to 1281 and encodes 386 amino acids. Lineage: Eukaryota; Fungi; Ascomycota; Eurotiomycetes; Eurotiales; Aspergillaceae. The transcript has 4 exons. Gene Ontology annotation, molecular function: nucleotide binding.
AGACAAUCGCCUCUUCAACGUCUGUGUCAACUGUCAAGCAUCUCUCGACCCAAAGAUCUCCCUCACUACACCGCGCCCAUCCGUCCCAUCGCUUUCGGCCUUCCAUCUCAGUCCUUCACAAUGGCUCCCCACAAUGUCCGGUGGGGUAUCAUGGCUACGGGAGGAAUCGCCGAGACCUUCGUGCGAGACCUUUUAAAGGACCCCGCCAUCCGCGACGUAUCCGACGUCUCCCACACCGUUGUCGCCGUAGCAUCCUCCUCAUCUUCAGCCCGCGCAGAAAAGUUCAUCUCAGACACAGGCAUUCCAGCUCCCUGCGCUGCAUAUGGCUCCUACCAUGAUCUCGUGGCCGACGCCAACGUCGACGUUGUCUACGUCGCAACCCCGCACUCCCACCAUUUCCAGAACGUCAUGCUCGCCUUUGAAGCCGGAAAAAACGUCCUCUGCGAGAAGGCCUUCACCGUCAACGCAGCCCAAGCAAAGAUCCUAUGCGAGACCGCGAAGCAGAAGAACCUAUUCCUCAUGGAGGCCGUCUGGACUCGCUACUUCCCGCUGAGCAUCCAGAUCAGAGACUUGAUCAAGCAGGGCGCUAUCGGCGAGGUGCUGCGUGUCAUUUCCGAUAACAGCUUCGGAGAUCCCGUCGAAGAGACUUGGGGAACCAAGCAUCGCAUGGUCAACAAGGACCUGGCUGGUGGAUGUUUGCUGGACUUGGGAAUCUACUCUUUGACAUGGGUCUUCCAGACCCUGUAUCACACACUGCCUCGGGAGCAACGUAAACCUCCCUCGGCCGUCUCGGCUCACAUGACGCUCUAUCACCUGACUGGCGCCGACGAAGCCACUACCAUUCUGCUGAGCUUCCCGACCACCACGCCCUCCAAUCUGCCCCAUCCGGGCAAGUCGCAGGCCGUGGCCAUGACGCAUCUCCGCGUUGCAACGGACCCUGAUGAGGCUAACACCGCCCGUCCGGCGAUCCGUAUCCAGGGUACUGAGGGUGAGAUCCAGGUGGAUGGUCCGGCUUUCCAACCCAAACGGUAUCGGAUCAUUCCUAAGAAGGGAAAGGGAGAAUUGAAGGACGUCGAGUGCCCAUUCCCUGGAGAUGGCAGGGGCAUGUUCUGGGAGGCGGACGAGGUCGCUCGAUGCUUACGCGAUGGGAAGCUGGAGAGUGAGACAAUGCCGUGGGAAGAGAGUAUCGUCAUCAUGGAAGUGAUGGACGAGGUCAGGCGGCAGGGCGGAUUGACCUAUCCGGAGGAGAUUGAAUCCACAGUGUACCCUACGCAGCUGUAGGACCACGACCGCCAUGCAAAGUUAGAUUCUAUAGUACGGCAUUAAGCGUUGUUUAGUUGUUGACUAUUGAUGCAAUGCACAUGUUUAAUUAGUCUCCAUGUAUGAUAAACUCGGUGUGCAUGUCGGUCUGGGCGGUCAAACAUUGCGGUAUAGCUGGUGCCGGAUCAUCAGGUCGAAAGGGCGAGUAUAGUGGUCUAACCGGAAGUUGGUUGCAUUCCGAAAGAUUACUACUAUACAUAGAAAACAGA